Camelina sativa (false flax) is the source of this 1207-nucleotide messenger RNA. The record is from RefSeq and is a predicted model, not a curated record. Lineage: Eukaryota; Viridiplantae; Streptophyta; Magnoliopsida; Brassicales; Brassicaceae.
UAAAAUGGAUAACUCAAUAUCACCUAAAAUCAUUCUGCAACCAUCUUUGCGCCUUCCUCGACGAAUUUGAAUUAUAUAUAAAGAGACUCACCUAAGAUCUCUCUCUUCACACACACACAUGCACACUCUCUCCAUGGAUACACUUUUUCUUGCAGCUACUCUGGCUCUCGCUCUCUCCUCUCUCACACGAGGCCAGAGAGUCAUUCAGAUCCCACCACCACGUCCACUAUGCGCUUCCCAAUAUGCCCUGGCUAACUACGCCUGCUCCCGUCUCCCAAUGAACACGGUCCCACCACCUGCACCCAUUACCCCUCCUCCUCCUCCCAUCGCUCCCCCACCUCCUGACCAUGACCAUGACCAUCACGACCAUGAUCAUGACCACGACCGUGACCAUGACCACGACCACGACCAUGACGAUGACCACGAUGAUGAUGACGAUGACCAUGACCACGAUCACGACGAUGACGAUGACCACGAUCAUGACGAUGACGAUGACCACGACCACGAUCAUGACCGUGAUCACGAUGACCAUGACCAUGACCAUGACCGUGACCAUGACCAUGACCAUGACCAUGACCGUAACCAUGACCGUGAUCACCAUGACCACGAUCACGACCAUGAUCAUGACGGCGACCACCACAACAAUGACGACAACAGCCACGAUCGUCACCGACGCCGGCACCGCCGCCAUCACCACCACCACCAUCAUCGACACAGAGCAGAGACAUUCGCGCAACAAGAGUGCUGCAAGUGGUUGAAGCAAAUGGACAACGAGUGCGUGUGCGACCUUCUGGUUCGGCUUCCGCCAUUGCUAGCCAAACCUAUUCAUAACUACACAGUCUUUGUGGAUGAGUCCUGCAUUGUCACUUUCGUCUGUGGAGGCAGAUUCAUUCGCUGAUUCUCUUCCCUUUCUAAAAAACUAUAUGUACUGCCAUGUCUUCUUCUUCGAUACAAUCAAGACCCUUCCCCCUUUGUUUUUAUUUUUAUCUUUUAGUUGUCAUAAAGUUUUUUUUUUCUUUUUCUUUCUAAUUCACGCCGUUUAGUUUAAUUGUUGUACGUUCACCGGUCAUAUAAGUCAACAAACCAAACCAUUCAGGUGUCGUGAACACCAUUGGGCACUUGGCUCUGUGGGAGCUUGCUUCGUAUUCCAUUCCAUAUGGGCCGAAAUUUGCAGGACAUAAAGAUUAUUGUAGCCCCAUUAUUAAUU